Molecule: messenger RNA, 1924 nt
Organism: Cokeromyces recurvatus
Lineage: Eukaryota; Fungi; Mucoromycota; Mucoromycetes; Mucorales; Mucoraceae
Product: aspartic peptidase domain-containing protein
Exons: 2
Coding region: 92-1705 (537 amino acids)
Biological process (GO): proteolysis
Molecular function (GO): aspartic-type endopeptidase activity
Source: RefSeq, a predicted model, not a curated record
CUUUUUCUUUAUUUUUUUCUUUAUUUUUUUCCUUUUUUUUCUUUUCUUUUUUUUUUGUUUGUUUGUCUUUUAAUACGUAUUUGAACAUAUUAUGAAAAUUAAUUCCAUUUCAAUUUAUAUAGCUAGUACUUUAGCUCUAUUAAGUACUGCUAAUGCCUCCUAUAUUACUAACAAAAAAGUGAUUAAAGCACCAAUUACUCGUAUUAAUAGACCUGACCCCAUCAUUUCUUCUAUUCAAAAGAGAAAUAAUCUCGAGAAAAGAGAUCCAUUUACUGCUUCUUUAUAUAAUGAUGCUGGUUCACAAUAUCUGAUAGAAGUGAAUAUCGGCACUCCUGCGCAAAGUUUUUAUGUUACAUUGGAUACUGGAAGCGCUGAUUUAUGGGUUCCUGGAAGAUUAUGUUCGUCAACAGAAUGUCCAAACGGCUUUUUUGAUGCAUCUCAAUCAAGUACGUUCAAAUCUUUGAAUCGAACUUUCUCACUUACUUAUGGUAUUGGAAGUGUCAAUGGAACAUAUGUCACUGAUACAGUGUCUAUUGCUGGUGCAACUGUAAACAAGCAACAAUUUGGAUUAGCUAGUAGCACACAACAAAUCUUAACUAAUCCAAAUACAAUUACUUCAUCUUUAGCGAAUACAAAUACUAGCUCAACUUCAUUUCAGAACAUUAAAUCAUUUGCGUCUUCUGUAAGCGAAACCCCUGUAGCAAAUGGUAUCCUCGGAAUGGGCUAUCCAAAAUUAACAGCUGCAUCUAGUAAAGGUCAAGGUGCAUAUAAUCCAUUUGUCUUUAAUUUAGUGUCUCAAAAAAUCAUAAGCGAUCCUGUCUUUUCUAUCUAUCUUAAUCGUGUUAAGGAAGAAGGUUGGGCAGGUGAAAUCAUUUUCGGUGGUGUUGACCCUUCAAAAUACAAGGGUAAUCUUACUUAUCUUCCUGUUAUGUCUUUGGCAUCCGUUACUUCGAAAAAGAGAGACGGUCGUAGUAAUAACUAUUAUUGGAUGGUAGGCGCUCAAGGUAUAUCUGUCACUAGUACUACAAAUACCACCAGUAUAGAUACCAACAACACUACAUCAUCAUCAUCAUCAACAACAACAACAGCUAAUAAUAAUAGCAGUUCUCCUUCCAAUAUUCUUGAUAUCGAAUUUUCUUCUGUAGGUGCAUUCAUCUUGGAUACCGGUACUACUCUUACUUAUUUCCCAUCUACUAUAGCUCAACAAAUUGUUGAAGCUAUAGCUGGACCAGAUGGCUACACCUUGGAAGCUGGCUCUAGUGCUUAUCUUGUAGAUUGUAAUACAGCAAAAUCACAAACACAACUUGAAUUAAAAAUGACACCUACUACUUCUCGAGUAACAAAUCCAGUUACGCUCUCUAUUCCUGCUUCACAGUUAGUUAUUCCAUUGAAUGGUGCAACAGCUGAUGAUGCUAGUUAUUGUUUAUUUGGUAUUGCUCCUUCUUCCAGUACCAGUACCUCUAGUGACAGUAAUAAUAAUCUCCAUUUGGUUGGUGACUCUAUCUUGCGUAGUGCCUAUUUAGUAUUUGAUAUAGGAAAUAAUCAAAUAGGUUUAGCCGCUGCUGUUGGUGUAGAAGGUUCUGUAAAAGGCAUUUCAUCAACAUCAUUUGAACAAUCAACAAGCGGCGGUAUUGGCAAAUUAGAUCAACACCCUACUAUAUUUGCUCUUAUAAGCUGCUUAUUCAUCAUUGCUCUAGCUUUCUAAAAAAGAAAAAAAAAAGGGAAUAUACAUAUAGAUAUACCACUUACACAGUUUACCAUUCAUUUAAAACUGUAUAUACAAAUUAAGCUAUUCUUCAUUUCGUGUAUAAUAAAACCUUAGGUCUAAUAUUAGAAAAUAUAAGCUCUUCUGCUGUGUUUGUAUUUCAGUGUUAGAUGAUUAUUGAGAUAACAUUUGAAUAAUGGUUUCAGUUUCUUUUUUUUU